Molecule: messenger RNA, 1438 nt
Organism: Pseudomyrmex gracilis
Lineage: Eukaryota; Metazoa; Arthropoda; Insecta; Hymenoptera; Formicidae
Product: lanC-like protein 2
Exons: 9
Coding region: 20-1348 (442 amino acids)
Biological process (GO): peptide modification; carbohydrate metabolic process
Cellular component (GO): plasma membrane
Source: RefSeq, a predicted model, not a curated record
UUAUCAGUCGGCGCGUCUAAUGUCACGUAGUGACGUGCUUGCGAGUUCGUCACGUUGUUUCGUUUACUUAUUUAAGGAACGUAAACAAGUAAGAGAUAUAAACAAGUUUCACAGAAAAGUUUGCGCAAUUAUGGAUACCAGUAGAUAUUAUAAAAAUUCAUUUGAAGAUUACUCCCCUUCGACUAGUCGCAAUAUAAUUGAUAAUGAUACGAUUCAUGAUACAUUCAAGUCAUUACUGACAUCAACAAUUGAAAAGUUAAUGAAAACGUUGAAACAAAAUAAGAAACUCUGGCUAAGUAAUGACUAUUCUGUGUACACUGGAAUAGCGGGAAUUGCGUAUCUCUAUCAUCAAUAUGGAAAAUGUGACGACAAUUCUGAAUACAUUCAAACGGCAACAGAAUUAUUGAGAAGAUGCUGCGAUAAGUACACAAGCAGACACAAAAUUACUCUUUUGACCGGAGUUGUGGGUCCGCUAGCGUUGACAGCUGUGUUAUUACAUUCGCAAGGCAAGGAGGCGGAAGCAAAACAAUUAAUUUCUAAACUGAUGUCUUUAUCUUCUUAUGUCUUGGAGGGACAUGGACUACCCGAUGAAUUGUUGUAUGGAAGAGCCGGUUAUCUAGCCGGUUUGCUCUAUGUAAACGCUAACGUAUCUUCGGCUCCUAUAGAUGCGGAUCUUAUUAAAAAAAUUGUUUCUCGCAUAAUCAAUUCCGGGUCGUCGUACGCUUCGUCGAAUCGUUGUAAAUCACCGCUCAUGUUUUCCUGGCACGACAAAGAAUAUAUCGGUGCCGCUCACGGAUUAGCGGGCAUACUCUAUCUGCUGUUACAGGCGCGACAGUAUUUAACGCGGGAACAAAUUGACGAUUAUGUGAAACCGUCGUUGUACUAUCUGCAGCAAUUGAAAUUUUCUUCUGGGAAUUUUCCUUCUUCAAUGGGAAAUAAUUCGGAUAAACUAGUACAGUGGUGUCACGGAGCGCCCGGAAUGCCUGCGUUGUUUUGUUUGGCUUUCAAGGUGUUCGAAGACGAUACAUUCUUGGAGACCGCCGUAAGGUGCGGCGAAGUAAUAUGGGAAAGAGGAAUAUUGAGAAAGGGAUAUAGCCUUUGUCACGGCGUUGCUGGCAACGGUUAUGCUUUCUUGCAUUUGUUUCAACAGACAAAGGAUAUCAAAUACUUGUAUCGAGCUUGCAAGUUCGGCGAGUGGUGUUUCGAUUACGGUGCGCGCCAAGAUCGAGAUCCCGACAGACCGUUUUCUUUAUUUGAAGGUCUCGCUGGCGUAAUAUGUUUUUUAUUAGACUUGCAACAACCGCAUGCGGCCAAGUUUCCCAUGUACGACAUACUAACUGAAAAUUAAUUAUUCAACCAACACACAAUAAAUUACUUGAAUAUCUGCGAACAAAAACAAAUGAUGACAGAAUGAGAUAAUAAAAAGCAAAAAAGCCGA